ACCACGGAUUAAAUGACAUAUUAGGUUUUUGAGGUCUUGUUUUCAAGCCAUCCAUCAAUUUUAACCCCUAAAAUCAUCAUCAUGAAUUGCAAAUGCUGGGUGAAACCUGAAGUCGACACCCAAGCGCCAAUUCUUUUCGUGGACAACAUUCUCCAUUCCACGAAACUGGUACACGACGUCCAACGGCAGCGGGAAAUCGCUCGCGAAAACAAGCAACUAUUGAAGCGGAUCAACAAAAUCAACCGAACAGAGGGAUUUCUGGGUGUCAAGUAUGACUACAAACCUAAAGCAAACCUGAAUUUUGAAGCUCGAAGAGCCACUGCUCGAACGAUUCAGCAUGAAAAUUUUGAAUUGCUUGAACGGAUUCUAAAUGUGUCCCCAGAAAUAAAUGCAGCCGCACAAGAGAAGUCCUACAGAAAUCUGAUCAAAUACAGAAAUAUUUGCGCCAAAUUUGCUAACAAUAAUCAAACGAAACAAAGUAUUCCAAACUCAUCAGAAUGCCCGUGCAUCAUCAUGAAGAUCUACGAACGAAUUGACCGCAAACUGGGCGUCAUUAAAAUCAACACGAUGCAGGACACAAUCAUCGACCGGCUCCGAACGUCACAAGUGAACUGUAUCAAUGGCAGCAUUUAUCGAAUCUAUCAAGAUCAAUAUAUCGUCAUUCGUGGACACUUUGACGCACCCGACUCCGACAGAGGCGUUCGCAAGCAAUUGCUCAAACAUGUCCCCAGGGGGUCACUCCUGAGGGCAGCCAUCAACGAUCACCCGGCAUACAUGAUAACGCUGAAGGAUUUCGACCAAUUGGCCAACUGUGAGCUGCUGGGAACUGUAACUGCCGGAAGUCGGAACGUGCUGGAUUUGGUCAACUACUACGGAACGACUUACGGUAGAAUGCGAGAACCGUUGAACUUCAGAUGCAAGCUGCAAGGGUGAAUAAUUGCUAUUUGAAGUGAAUACUUUUGGGAGUGAACAUUAUUUAAUAAAUUCUGGAAGGCGAACGUAGAAAC
Aedes aegypti (yellow fever mosquito) is the source of this 1007-nucleotide messenger RNA. RefSeq lists its product as uncharacterized. The record is from RefSeq and is a predicted model, not a curated record. NCBI's taxonomy places the organism in Eukaryota, Metazoa, Arthropoda, Insecta, Diptera, Culicidae. Bases 82 to 933 code for a protein of 283 amino acids. The transcript has 4 exons.